This is a messenger RNA of Fimicolochytrium jonesii, 1741 nucleotides long. RefSeq lists its product as uncharacterized. The record is from RefSeq and is a predicted model, not a curated record. Lineage: Eukaryota; Fungi; Chytridiomycota; Chytridiomycetes; Spizellomycetales; Powellomycetaceae. The transcript has 7 exons. Bases 172 to 1314 code for a protein of 380 amino acids.
UUGAGGGAUUCCCUUUUCUUUUUGUCCCCAAGUCGCCCCAAUCCAAUUUUUACCUUAACUUUACUUUGAGACUCGAUUUUAGAUUCACCUCCAUUAUUCCGAUUACAUUAUUCUCCUGACCAACAUGAUGGCAUACAUCCCUCCACUCGCACCUGGCUUCUUCUCGUCAACAUGGCACCGAUACUACUCUACAAUAGGAGAUUGUUUACCCCUAACUUUUUCUGGUCAACUUGGUCCUCGAAGAUGCCUUACGUUCCUUCCGUCACGAACAGUGACUGUCAACAAGUCGACCAACUUGUAAGGCCGCCCGCAUUGGACAAGCCAACCGCGCAACCCUCUCCCGCGAAGCCCCCCCAACAACCUUCUAUAUCCGUGACGCCAACGGCACCGACCUAUUCAUCUCCUGUCAGUUGGAAGCAAAUCCUAAGCACAAUGUCUGCCAAAGGACAGCCAGCCUACGAGCGCCAGCGGCGAUCGCCGGUGGAGCGGGCGCUGUUCCAACUUCUCUUCGCCAUGACAAAAGGGGCAGAGUUUCCUCAUUCGGUUUCGGUGCUGAUCCAAGUUUUUGAGGAUCUUCAGUUAAUGGCAUACUCGCUCAAGCAUCAUUUGGACGUUCCAUACGCGCCACAAUGGUUGGCGUCCAUUUUACACCCGGCGGACUGGACGCGAGACAGCUGGGGAGUUUUCGUUCCGGUGUUCUGGCUUUGUUUCGCUGCUACGAUGCUUACGACCGGCCUGAUGGCAUACGUCGCAGUGCAAUUUCAAAGAGGAUCGUUCAAAUACGUUUGGCCUCUUGCCCUUUUGCGCUAUCUUUCCACUCUCCUGACUUCCUUGUUGUUUGAGCCUAUGGUGACAAUAUUUCUCAUUGCUCUGCAAUGUAUCGAUUCUCCCGACGGCACCGGCAAAGUAUUCUCCCAGUUUCGCACCGUUUCCUGUAAUGGAGCCAACUUAUCUGUACUUGCGCUUGGGGUGUUGGGCCUCGCCCUUCUCAUCCCUCUCGGUCUCCUUAUCACUUACGUUUUUGUUGAAUGUUCACCGUCGAGCAAGAACCCUCAUGCAAAGGCGAACGGAUAUUGUGAUCUGGUCUACCUGGUCGUAAAGGUACAUUGUGAGGGCUUUCUUUUCUUUCUCGUUGCGUACUUGACCCUUUCCCUCCGUGCCAGGCAUUGUUGGUCGUCAUCGAGCACAACUCGACUGCUGACAAACCCUUGGUGGCUCAAUUCUUCCUCCUUCCCAUGCUGGUGUACUUUUACUGCCGUUAUAUGCCAUAUCUCUCUGAAGACUUUAUGCGCCUGCGAGUCGGGAUUUUCUUAGGGGCAUUUCUAUCCGCCAUAAUCAGCUACAUCACAUAUCAGAUAGGCGUCCACGAUUCCCCGGCCCCGCUAGUGAUGAUCAUUUUAUCUGUCCCAAUCGGGCUGGCCCUAGGGCGAGGACUUCUGAUGUUUUCGAAGAACAUCAUUAUCCGCCGGAUUAUGCGCAACUUGAAGAUCAAGAUGGAGCAUGAUUCUCAGGAUGCAGAGAGUGGAAAGCUGGACCGUCCGAAGCGCCGUGGGUCGUUGAUGAGAUCGAUGACAAUAGAUGAAAAUAACGGAGUCGGAACAACUCCCCGACACAAAGGUUCAAUCACCCUUGAGAAUAGUUCCGGCAAGCUAACCGCACUCCAUGCCGUGGGACAUUUUCAAACGAUAGCGGCAAGGAAGCUUGUGGAGCCGGCCCCUGUCUUCCAUAGUGCUUUGGAGCC